Molecule: messenger RNA, 1349 nt
Organism: Misgurnus anguillicaudatus (oriental weatherfish)
Lineage: Eukaryota; Metazoa; Chordata; Actinopteri; Cypriniformes; Cobitidae
Product: dihydrofolate reductase
Biological process (GO): folic acid metabolic process; dihydrofolate metabolic process; tetrahydrofolate biosynthetic process
Cellular component (GO): mitochondrion
Molecular function (GO): NADP binding; dihydrofolate reductase activity
Source: RefSeq, a predicted model, not a curated record
GUGAUAAAUGAAACCGAACACACUAGUAGAAACCCUUUCAUAACAGGGAGGAUAUCGAAAUGCGCGUAACUUACGCAACACCAAAAAAAGGUGGUCAGUUUGUAUCAAAAUAAGAUACAAUGUGACUAGUAAACUCACAUAAUAAUGGACAUCGAUAAGGAAAUGCGAAAACCCGUCCGGCUCAUCGCGGCUGCAUGCAGGAACAUGGGCAUAGGAAAGAACGGACGGAUUCCGUGGAAUCUCGCGAAUGAAUUCCAGUUUUUUCAAGAUACAGUUACCUCUGUGUCAACACCUGAGAAGAAGAAUCUGCUUGUUUUUGGACGAGGCUCCUGGUUGUCCUGUCCUGAGACGUUUUUUCCUUUUGCCAAUUGCCUUAAUGUGGUAUUGAGCAAAAAACUACUCACAGUGCCUACACACGCCCACUAUCUGUGUAAAGAUUUUGAGUCGGCAAUUCGUCUGGCCAUUGAACCUCCUUUAUGUCACAUAGUGGAGACCAUCUGGAUUUUGGGGGGUUCAGCAGUAUACAAGGAAAGUCUUGAGCAUCAAUGGUGUGAUCUUAUUUAUCUGACCGACAUUAUGGCUGAAUUCGACUGUGAUGUCUUUUUCCCGGAAUUCGAUCGCAAUGUUUUCAGAAAACAAAAAAGUUUCCUUGGAGUACCGGAUGAAAUUCAUGAAGAAAAUGGUAUAAAAUUUCAAUUUCAAGUCUUCAAGAAGGAAGCCUAAGAUUACAACAAAAAGAAGACGGUUCAAAACUCUGUCAAACAUGACAGAUGAAGUAGAUGUUUACAUAACCUUAUAUGUCUUUCUAUCAAACAUCAGCAUCCUGAAUUUAGCACUAUUGCACAGAAAACACAAAGCCAAAAAACUCGUUGCGGUAAUUCAUCGUCAUCCAAAUAACCGUUUCAAUUAUAUGCACCCUUUCAUUUUUUGUUGCAUCACCAUUGUUCAAAUAUUUCAUAAGGAAUCACAGCAGAUGGACAGUUCUGAUGAUGAUGAAUGCCACUCCACUCAUAAUGAAAGAUGCAAUGGUUUCUGACCACUCACCAGAUUUACUGUUACUCAUAUCACCCUGUCACCAUGGUGACACACGUAUGAUGACUCAAACCAGAUCAGAGGGAUGAGACACAUGGUUCAUGUAUAAACUGGGUAUAUAUACCAUCUGCUGUGUGAACUCAGUGACUUACUACAUUCAGUAUUAUUAUUUAAAACCCAAAAUUCUGGAAUGCCGCCAAACAUUGUGUGUUUCAGGUGUGCAUAUUUUGUCAUUCUAAUAUUGUAUAAGAGAUACACUACUAAGUUUUUGUGUAAUUUGAUGCUAUAUUAAAGUUCUUUUCUAAUUCAUUUUACAA